GAUUAUGAUUUCGAUAUAUCGCCGGCGGCCACAGGCGACGAGCCUAGAGCCGAGGCUGUGUUUGACGGCAGCGCUGAUGAUGUCGACAAAGACAAGGAGAUUGAACCCACGAAGGAAGCGGGCAAAGAGGAGGAGUUUGACAUCGCACUCAACGAUGAUACAGCAGUGGAAGAGGCGGCCGUACUGAAGGUUCGAGAUAAUGAAGAGAUGGAGAAGAAGAAAAAUCCUGCCCAGGCUAUUCUUGAAGGUGGCAAGAACUGCAUUGUUCAAGGACUUCAGGCUAGUUUCCGUUACGUACCUACACUCCAGUCUUCGCUCGGUUUGAACGAUAUCGGCGACAGCGUAACCACCAAGUUCAGCACGAACGGUCUUGAAUUCGAAAUUUCGAUAAAGGUCGUAAGUGCUCAGGGGAAUGAAAUCUUGCCUACUACAGAAGUACAGCAAGACCUAACCAUCGACACGACCAAGGCCCAGAACGCGCUCCACAAUGCUCCUCCGCUCUCCACCGGCGCACUAUCUGCCAAUACGCGCGGCAAGACCCCGUGCAGAUUCGGUGCAAACUGUACCAAGGGCGAGGACUGCCACUUCGACCACACCAAUUCAAGCGCUCCGACGAAGAAGCCUUGUACCUGGGUCAACACGUUCACAGGCUGCAUCAAGGGUGACGAAUGCUACUUCUCUCACGAGCUCGAGGGCGUCAAGUGCAACAAGUCCAAGAUGCGCUCUACAUGUCUGAAUUCCUACAAGUGCGCAUUCAAGCACGAUGACGAC
This is a messenger RNA of Cucurbitaria berberidis CBS 394.84, 771 nucleotides long. RefSeq lists its product as uncharacterized. The annotation marks the transcript as partial. The transcript has 2 exons. Gene Ontology annotation, molecular function: metal ion binding. The record is from RefSeq and is a predicted model, not a curated record. Lineage: Eukaryota; Fungi; Ascomycota; Dothideomycetes; Pleosporales; Cucurbitariaceae.